CCCUACAGACACAGGUCUCUGAGCCACGCGAGAUCCCUUCUUUGCCCAGGAGCCUGGCGCUGCACAACUCAGCCAUGACAUCCAGUGGCCGCGUGGCGCUGGUGACAGGGGCCAACAAGGGCAUCGGCUUCGCCAUCACCCGCGAGCUCUGCCGGCGGUUUCAGGGCGACGUGGUGCUCACGGCGCGGGACGAGGCACGGGGCCGGGCGGCGGUGCAGCAGCUGCAGGCCGAGGGGCUGAGCCCGCGCUUCCACCAGCUGGACGUGGACGACCUGCAGAGCAUCCGAGCCGUGCGCGACUUUCUGCGCAGAGAGUAUGGGGGCCUCGACGUGCUGGUCAACAACGCGGGCAUCGCCUUUAACAAAGAGGGAGACUCCACACCCUUUCAUAUUGUAGCAGAAAUGACAAUGAAAACAAAUUUUUUUGGUAUCCGGGAUCUCUGUACGGAGCUGCUCCCUCUAAUAAGACCCCAAGGCAGAGUGGUGAAUGUGUCAAGCAGGAUGAUUUUCGUGGACCUUCCAAACUGCAGCCCAGAGCUGCAGCAGAAGUUUCGAAGUGAAACCAUCACUGAGGAGGAGCUGGUGGGGCUCAUGAACAAGUUCGUGGAAGAUGUAAAGAAUGGGGUGCAUGAGAAGGAAGGCUGGCCCAACUCUGCUUAUGGGGUGUCCAAGAUCGGUGUCACAGUCCUGUCCAGAAUCCAGGCUAGGAAACUACGUCAAGAGAGGGGAGGGGACAAGAUCCUGCUGAACUCUUGCUGUCCAGGGUGGGUGAAAACUGACAUGGCGGGGCCCUCAGCCCCAAAAAGCCUAGAAGAAGGAGCAGAGACCCCCAUGUACUUGGCCCUCCUGCCCCCAGAUGCCAAGGGUCCCCAUGGAGAGUUUGUUCAGAACAAAAAUAUCGUACAGUGGUGAGCUCCACUCAUACCACCCAGGGUCCCAUUCUGUACCAUGGCUCGAUAUGACCAAAAGACAUUUAUACUGUCCAUUGUAUCCCCAUGCAAAAAAUAAAUCCACAGAUUCCCAUCUGGGGCUUGUACUGAUAGAAUACUAAUAGAAUAGACUAUUCACUGAAUGGCCAUUAAGUCUGUGAUGUCUUUAGUAGUUUCCUCUGUGAUAUUGGGAGAGAAAAAAUAAAAUUGCUGGAAAUAUGAACAAAA
Messenger RNA from Cavia porcellus (domestic guinea pig), 1156 nucleotides. RefSeq names its product carbonyl reductase [NADPH] 1. Bases 75 to 911 code for a protein of 278 amino acids. The transcript has 3 exons. The record is from RefSeq and is a predicted model, not a curated record. Gene Ontology annotation, molecular function: carbonyl reductase (NADPH) activity. NCBI's taxonomy places the organism in Eukaryota, Metazoa, Chordata, Mammalia, Rodentia, Caviidae.